ACAUCCCUCAACCAGGUCGCAUUGCUUCACGUACAGAGGAAUCUGUUUCGGAGGGCAAUCGAGACGGAUUAUUCUCUAUUUUUUACGUCUUUUUUAUAUUUACAGAAAAAAACAUGACAGAAAAAGGUAUGACAAAACAACGUAUUACACUGUGCGUCGGAGGGUUUUCCUUUACGACAUAUACUGAAGUCUUGUCAAGAUUCCCUGAAACCAAACUGGGUAAAAUAAGUCAGUCGAGUCCAUACUAUGACCGGACUUGUGAUGUGUAUUCUUUCGACAGAGACCCUAACGUGUUCAGCUGUAUUCUGAAUAUGUAUAGGACAUCUGAACUUCAUCUUCCGUCCAACAUAUGCGGCAAUGCCAUACGACGGGAACUGGAGUUUUGGGAGAUUCCUGAGACUCAGAUCUCCGAGUGCUGUUGGAUCAUUAUGUUCAAAGUGGAUCAGGGCGAGGAAAUCUGCCAGGAUUUGGCUGCUAACUUUGAAAAGUCUACCAACGUGGAAACAGAGUCACCUUGUGGCAGAUUCAGGGAUAGUCUUUGGAAAUGCCUCGACCAACCAAAUUAUUCAAGGAUUGCAAAGAUCUGGAACACUGUUUUUAUGGUCCUCGUGGCUGUGUCUGCUAUCAACUAUUGUCUGGAAACAAUGGUUGAAUUCCGUGUGCCACUCGUGGGUGCUGAAUACAACAGCUCAGUUCGAAAGAACCUCAGUGGAAAUAAUUUGAAGAUCGAACUGUUGAUGUUUACGAAGGUGUACCCUGCCCUGAGCGCCAUUGAUCUUGUUUGCCUCUGUAUCUUCACCGUGGAGUUCAUCCUUCACUUCCUGUCAUGCGCACGGAAACGGAAGUUCAUGAAGAGAUUCCUCACAUGGGUCGACAUCGUUACGAUUUCCGGUGGAUGGAGUGUGUAUCUCACCGAGAUGGGAUUCACACAUGGAUUCGUUGCCAAAAACUACGACAUGUUCAUUUUGUAUGUUGUACUUCGAAGUUUCUAUAUAUUCCGGCUUUUCCGCUUUUUACGACUUUCGGAGCGAUUUACCGGAUUGAAGGUGAUAUUUUUGGCUAUCAACCGAAGCAAAUCGGAACUAAUCCUGUUGGGGUUUUGCUUCACGAUAUUCGCGACAGUGUUUGGAUCUAUACAAUAUUACUGCGAAUUUGAAAACAAUCACUUCGACACCGUACCAAUAUCAAUCUGGUGGGCAGUGGUUACUAUGACAACGGUAGGAUAUGGGGACUAUGUUCCAUCUGGGGUGUGUGGUUACCUGGUGGGGUCGACCUGUUCUCUUCUCGGGAUUCUUGUCAUUCCGAUGCCCAUUGCCAUAAUCGCUGCCAAUUUCAAUGACUUCUACAAGCGAAACCAGCAACGUCAACAGCGGCUGAAGAAACAGAUGCCACCUCCUAAAAAGAUCUCAGCAAUCAAAGUUAACCCCUGCUUAUCGAAGUUAACCCGUUAACCCCAUUUUAUUAAAAUGAUCGUCUAUUUACCACUUUAAACUCUGUUUAUUAAGUUUAUC
Molecule: messenger RNA, 1511 nt
Organism: Haliotis rubra (blacklip abalone)
Lineage: Eukaryota; Metazoa; Mollusca; Gastropoda; Lepetellida; Haliotidae
Product: potassium voltage-gated channel protein Shaw-like
Exons: 2
Coding region: 114-1451 (445 amino acids)
Biological process (GO): protein homooligomerization; potassium ion transmembrane transport
Cellular component (GO): voltage-gated potassium channel complex; membrane
Molecular function (GO): voltage-gated potassium channel activity; protein binding
Source: RefSeq, a predicted model, not a curated record